Molecule: messenger RNA, 4545 nt
Organism: Lagopus leucura (white-tailed ptarmigan)
Lineage: Eukaryota; Metazoa; Chordata; Aves; Galliformes; Phasianidae
Gene: PPP1R21
Product: protein phosphatase 1 regulatory subunit 21
Exons: 26
Coding region: 1013-3385 (790 amino acids)
Cellular component (GO): early endosome; membrane
Source: RefSeq, a predicted model, not a curated record
UGCGUUAGCGCCGGUGCGGCCGUACCGGGUUGGGGGGAUGGCGGCCACCGCGGAGCUGCAGGGGAAGUACCAGAAGCUGGCUCAGGAAUACUCCAAGCUGAGUUUGCUCAGACUGGUGGAUAUGGAUGUCAGAGGCAGUAGGGGUGCUCACAGGGAUGUUGCAGCCUCUUGGCGAUGAGGAUGCUUGACUUCACACCUGUCCUACCCCUGUUCCCAUCCUUCUGCAGCUGUCUGAGUGCAUUUGAAAUGAUUUCCUGGAUGGUGGGAGUCAUGGUUAAUCCAAAGCUCUUCUCUCUGUUUGUUCACUGAAAAGAAGAUGAAACUUUGGUUUUGAAUAUCAGAGUUUUUCUACAACAUUGAGAAAGAAAGUCAGCACUUAAUUUUCAUAUGUCUCUACAUCAAAAGGAGCUUGGUACAAGACACUGACUGCAUUUGACACUUUUCUCAAGAUUACAGAAUAACACAUUAAAUACUAUUCUUGGAACUGCUGUAAAUGACUGUACUGAGUCUAAAUUAUUCACAGAUAGAUAUGUGUUUCUUAAACUCACCUUGUGGGAACAUUUAAGGAAACUGAACUGAUUUUAGGGUUUUGUCUGUCACAGCUGUUGUCCGUUCGUAUUUCUUGUUGCUUUCUAAAGUGGUUCUGCUGUACCUUGGACAUUAAAUAUGGCUCGGGAUAAGGUAACUGAAGGACCUUGCUGCUUAAUUCCUUUGCUGUGUGGACCUUCUGACUGUAGCUUUGGAAUAUUUCAGCUACUGGAUCCACUCUCUUCUAAAAUCGCAUUGUCCAGAAGUGUUCUUUUAACUUUGUCUUGCAACUGUCAGCCUGCAAUGUUCCACUGGAUCUCUGUGGGAACUAUUUUUUUUUUUAUUCCUGUUCCUUUUUUUGCUGAACAGCCCCAGAACACUGUGGGAUCACCUUUCCAGCUGGACUAAAACAUAUCAAAUGAAUACAAUCUACCAUUGAAGAAAGAAACCAGGAUUCAAGCAAUCAUCAAGAAAUGGGAAGCUGAUGCUGAUACAAAUUUGGUGCAACUUUUCUGCCUGGAACUACCUUCUUGAACAGAAUGCUGUAAGAAGCGUGCACACUAGUGCUGUCAUGAAACUUCGAGCUCAGAACCAAGUACUGAAAAAGGGAGUUGUGGAUGAGCAAGCAAACUCUGCAUCUCUGAAGGAGCAAUUGAAGAUGAAGGACCAAUCACUGAGAAAAUUGCAACAAGAAAUGGACAGCCUGACCUUUCGAAAUCAGCAGCUUGCCAAACGGGUGGAGUUACUUCAAGAUGAACUUUCGUUAAGUGAAACUAGGGGCAAGAAGAACAAGAAAAGUGCAGAAUCUUCAUCUCAGUUGAGUCAAGAGCAGAAAAGUGUCUUCAAUGAGGAUCUUCAGAAGAAGAUAGAAGAGAACGAACGACUGCAUAUACUUUACUUUGAAGCAGAUGAGCAGCAUAAACGUUUAGAAGCAGAGCUGAGAACUAAACUGGAAGUUCUGGAAACUGAUGCUGCCCAGCAUCAAGCUGUAGUGGACAGCUUAACAAGGAAAUACACAGAUACCAUUGAAAAGCUGCAGAAUGAUAAAUCCAAAUUGGAAAUCAAGUCUCAGACACUAGAAAGAGAAGCUAAGGACUGUAGGCUUCGAACCGAAGAAUGUCAGCAGCAGUUAAAGAAUCUUCAAGCAGCUUUGGGCAGUCGACUGGAAGAAUCUCUAUGCAUAAUCAAUGAAAAAGUACCUUUUAAUGACACAAGAUCUAAUCGGUACAAUGCUCUGAAUGUACCGUUGCACAACAGAAGAUAUCAGCUCAAGUUGCGAGACCUUGCUGGCCAGGCAUUGUCUUUUGUGCAAGAAAUUGUAACAGCUCUUCUGAAUUUUCAUACGUAUACUGAGCAGAAGGUCCAGAUCUUUCCCAUUGAUUCUGCAACAGACACUAUAUCGCCGUUAAAUCAGAAGUUCUCACAGUAUCUUCAUGAAAAUGCUUUUUAUGUUCGCCCUCUGGAGGAAGGAAUGCUUCAGUUGUUUGAGAGUAUUACAGAAGAUACUGUGACAGUCCUGGAAACAGCUGUGAAAUUGAAGGCCUUUUCAGAACAUUUAGCUUCAUACUUAUGCUUUUUAAGAAAGAUUCUUCCUUAUCAGUUAAAAAGUUUGGAAGAAGAGUGUGAGUCUUCUCUUUGCACAGCUGCUUUGAAAGCUAGAAAUAUGGAGCUACACAGAGACAUGAAAAGGUUGACGGCGAUCUUUGAGAAGCUACAUACAUACGUUAGUCUUCUUGCUUUACCAAGUACGAAACCAGAAGGACUGCUUAGAACAAAUUACAGCUUGGUGUUUACAAACAUUGCUGCAAGCCUUCAUGCGUCUCAUGACAUCCUGAAAGACAUUUCCAAGCACUACAGUCAAAAAGCUACACUAGAACAAGAUGUUCCAACUGCCACACAGAAGCUCAUAACUACAAAUGACUGUAUUUUGUCCUCCAUUUUGUCUUUAACAAAUGGAAUAGGCAAGAUUGCUUCGUUCUUUAGCAACAACUUGGAUCACUUCACUUCUUCGUUGAGCUAUGGCCCAAAAGGAGGAACAGAGUUCAUCAGCCCUCUUUCAGCAGAGUGUAUGCUGCAGUACAAGAAAAAGGCAGUUGCCUAUAUGAAGACUCUGAAGAAGCCUUGUGCAGAUUCAGUGCCUUAUGAAGAGGCUUUGGCCAAUCGCAGAGUACUUCUGAGUUCCACAGAAAGUAGAGAAGGUCUCGCACAACAGGUCCAGCAGAGUUUGGAGAAAAUUGCAAAACUUGAACAAGAGAAAGAGCACUGGAUGUUGGAGGCCCAGCUAGCAAAAAUAAAACUGGAGAAGGAGAACCAAAAGCUGAAGAACUCUCUUAGUGGACAAUUAGCUGAAACUGUACAAGAGUGUUCUUUUUUAUCAAAUAUAGCUGAACAAAAGGAGGAAACUACAGAGAAGAGUCAGAGGGAACCUAUCAAAAGUACUAGUCUGAUUGGGAUGUUGACUAUAACUACUGAUAACGAGAAGAUUCCAGAUGUUGAAUCUCGUGAAGACUUGAUUAAAAAACACUAUAUGGCAAGAAUAGCAGAACUUACAUCCCAUCUACAGCUUGCUGACAGCAAAUCAGUACACUUUCAUGCAGAGUGUCGAGCACUUGCCAAAAGACUGUCUUUAGCAGAGAAGUCCAAGGAAUCACUCACAGAAGAGUUGAAACUGGCUAGUCAAAGCAUCAGUAGAUUACAGGAUGAGUUGAUGACGACAAAGAGAAGUUAUGAGGAUCAGUUAAGUAUGAUGAGUGACCAUCUCUGCAGUAUGAAUGAGACUCUAACUAAACAAAGGGAAGAAAUUGACACACUAAAGAUGACUAGUAAGGGAAACUCUAAAAAGAACAAAACCCGAUAGCUCCCAGCUCAUCAGCUGUCUGUGGAGGCUGCUGCUGAAGAGAGUGCAGAUACUGUCUGGUGCCUCUUGUUACGGAAAGCAGGGUGGUGUUGGGUCUCGUGUGAACUGAUUUGGUGCUGUACAUGGCUUUAAAAUAUUUAGCACUUCCAACAGAUAGAACUUGGUGUUGUCUCUAAACCAGGACACGUAUACUCUGUGGAUAGUUUGUAAUUACCUUCAGUUUUUACUGUGCACUUUUUAAAACUGGGUUUUAAUUUCCUGUAAUAACUUUGGCUUUUGUAUAUUUUUCAAAUAUGAUUAUGCAUUAAGAAAUUUGGUAUCAGUGCAGUUGUCUGUUUCUGAGUUAUGUUAAAUUGUCAACAGCUGUACACUCAGUUCUUGCUAAUGACAGUUUAAAAAUUAAUUUGGAAACUCUGGCCACGUGAGCUGUGCAGCUACUACUGUAAAUGUACUCCUGCCCUCUGAAAUGAAUUCAAGUGUCUUUAAAUGAUUUCUCCAAAUUCCCAUGGAUAAGUGGGAUCGUUCUUCAUCCCCACCUCUUUUUUUUUUUUUUUGUUGUUGUUAGAUUGCAAUAGUGGAAACUCUUGCUACUUGUAUUUGGCACUUUGGAUUUUGAAAUAAAGAGCACAAACAGCUGAAUUGGGAAACUUCUCUGAAAUUACUUUAAGCCCUAAUUUUGGCAUUUUGUAUACAUGUGUAUAUAUUCUGGUUGAAAUAGCUGUUAAAAGCUAUAGGAAAAUGUGAUUGUAAUUUUGCCCCAAAAGAGUGAAGCAGUAUAUGUGUGUGUAGAAUAGAUCAGCUUAUUGUGCUCUCUUACAAUGAAGAAUAUAAAAUACGUAGAACAUUGAAACACUGAAUUUGCAAAGAGUCCCUCGUGGGGUUAGUUCUGAUGGGACGACCGAGGAGCUGCACAUAGCUUUUCUUGUGCUUUGGGAAGCUUGUGAUCUCUUGGCCUCUCAAGAUUCUUUAAGUGAAGUCUAAUAAUACACGGUUUCAUGACAUCUGACUUUUUUUUUUUAAACCAGAUGUUGUGCUGCUUCACACUGAUCUUCAGUUCUAUAACGUGCAUUGUGGCACUUAGUUGUCCCAUAAGGGUUUGCUCUGAUAUCAGCUGUGUCAAUGUGUUAUCAAUAUGUAACAAUAAAAUCAACUAAACAAAA